UUUCGACAACAAUUGCCAAAGCAGUUUCAUGUAUGGCUUUAUGCCAAAAUGAGUCAAAGUCACGCGCCUCAUUAAAUAUUUCGUCAGACGCGACCCGUGUUGUAUUUAUUCCAGUAACACAACCCUGGACUUUGGGUCAUGGUAUUGAAUCAGUGACUGCAGGAUUUCCUUGCAAGCUCAGCUAGCUAGAGCCCUGUAUUGACGCGAUUGCAAUGGCUGGCGAAACUACGGCUCCAGCUGUGGAUCUGAGCGGCAAAUGGCAGCUGGACCGGAACGAGAACUUCGACGAGUUCCUGAAGGCUGCCGGCUUCGCAUGGAUCACGCGUAAGCUGAUCAACUCCGUGACUACUGUGCUGGAGAUUGGACAGGACGGCGACCGUUUCACCAUCUCAACAAACACGCCCGUGGGUGUGCGGGUGACGAGCUUUACGCUGGGGCGUGCCUACCCGGAGACCAACCCGAUGUUUGGGGACGGGGAGCACCGCGUGUUGGCCGAAUGGGAGGGCGCCAAGCUGGUACAGCGAGUGGUGCCUGACACUGCCUCGAUUGGUGAUGUCGACGAGGUUCCUCGGACCUUCGAGAGGGAAAUCGUGAACGGGGAACUGGUUGUCACAAUUCGCCGAGGGGACGUAGCGACCAAACGGUACUUCAAGAAGUUGUAGACAGAUAAUUAUGUUCUACGCCGAUUUUAUUACAGCAACGAUCCAACCUUGCAACAUUGAAAUUAGCGAAAACAAUGAAUGAUUUUGCAACGGAUAUUUAAUUUUCUUAAGUCAUGUUAAUCAAAACAGAUUUUUAACAACGAAGACUUUGAAUGAACUCAACUCAUGUAAUUCAGUAUUAGGGUUUUUUGCCCUUCAGUGUGCUACCUCCAGUGUUGGAGUACUCGUACUUGAGAAUAACUCGAGUACACGCAAGUACUCGGCCCGUACUCGACUACCAGUACUCGAAAAUUAUUUGGAAUCGGGCCCACACUCGAUUCUUUGUAAUCGAAGUUUGGCACGGACGCGUUGGUUUGGACUCGGUACUCGAAUCCAGUACCCGAGGGAGUACAAAAUAAUCGAGUACUUUUUUUUGAAAAUCGACUCUAUAGCUCAUCCUGGACGCAACGCGAGCCCGGUGGCGCGGCGCGGUUGCAGUCUGUAUUAUGGUGUCAUAUGAAAAUCGGACUCGUAUGAAAAUC
Molecule: messenger RNA, 1183 nt
Organism: Patiria miniata (bat star)
Lineage: Eukaryota; Metazoa; Echinodermata; Asteroidea; Valvatida; Asterinidae
Product: sodium/calcium exchanger regulatory protein 1-like
Exons: 1
Coding region: 213-662 (149 amino acids)
Biological process (GO): fatty acid transport
Cellular component (GO): cytosol; nucleus
Molecular function (GO): fatty acid binding
Source: RefSeq, a predicted model, not a curated record